Molecule: messenger RNA, 1250 nt
Organism: Daphnia pulex (common water flea)
Lineage: Eukaryota; Metazoa; Arthropoda; Branchiopoda; Diplostraca; Daphniidae
Exons: 4
Coding region: 16-1008 (330 amino acids)
Source: RefSeq, a predicted model, not a curated record
UAAAUCAAAUUCGGAAUGUUUUUCACAGGAGAGUCUCCGGUGUAUAUAAGAACGGCCAAUCGACUCGAUUUCCAGCAUCCAGCAUCCGUCUGUCCAGCGAGAAACAAGUCUCUUUUCUUACAUCCACCAUUCAACAAGAUGAAAUUGGCAUUGAUUUUUCUGGUGUCGGCUCUCGUCGUCGUGUCCCAGCAGCAAUUCCUGCGGGCCAGGCCCAGAGGAUUGGUCUGGUGGUCGCCGAUGGAUAAUUACCAUCAGCUGUCACAUCCGUACGACGAUUUCCAACCGGAAGAAAUUCCGGCCAGCAAACCUUCGUACGCAUUCCGUCGCCAGCAGUUUAGACCGUCCAGACCCGUCGUCUAUGUGCCACAGAAUGAGGAAGUCAACGGCCAGGCCGAUUUCGUUCCUGCGGAUGAAAAUGAACAUGUCGAGUAUCCAGACACCCAGUCGAGGAUCAGCGCUAUCAAGGCCUUCAAGAAUGGCGGCCGAUUCUUCUACAGCAGCACAGUCAACAAUCCCUUCUUCAAAACAGCCACCUUCACUCUGACGUCGACCGUGACCACUCUGGCCUCCAUCGUCCUUUGCGUCCCGUCCAAUAAUUUAGUGGCCGUCCCGUCGCCAACCUGCGCCGGCCGCAAGAAACGCGAAAUCGAAGAUUCGGAAGACAAUCAGUUCCCCAUCAUCGCUCCAUCGGAAACGCUCAAAUUGGUGCCGACGGCUCUUCCAUCGUUGGAUGGGGUCCGAGAAGCCCGUCAAGCGCCAUCAGUCCAGCAGAGUCUGGACAAUUUGAUUUCCUCCAAAGAUGUUGCUGGUGCUGGCCCAGUCGCAUCACUGGCCGAGAAAGACCAAGCCAACAGAGACAAGCGCUUCUUUGGCGGUGGUAUUGUGGCGUCCACCACGGUGACAUCCUAUUCGUUUAUCGGGGCGACUGUCACCAGUACGGUGAUCCUGGACCCGACGGGAGCAAACGUGGCUCCGUGCUUACCGGCCGGCUACGUCGUCUGCGCAUAAAUUUUAAGAAAAAAAAGGCCUAUUAUGAUUAUGAAUGAUCUGGUUAGAUUUCUAUCGAUCACAUGACAGUUCGGGUUCGAAAGCUGCGAGUAAUUGAUGUGCCAACUGGCAAAGAAUUUGUUUUGCUGAUUCGUUUAAACUUAAUUUUGAUUCUUGUGUUGUUAUGUUAUUCAAUAAUUCGGUGAUUGUAAUAUGUGGGGAACUUUAAUCGUGUCGGCUCAAAUAGAAUUUUAGAAGCAUCA